UUCACCGGGCGGACUGGCUGGCGGCGAUCUCCGCAUUGGAUUUGGGGCUGAUCGUCGCGGCUCGGUGAGAUUGCGAUUAUAUCUCUGCUUUCUGAACCCGAGGGAGAGAGACACAUCCAGAAAAAAAAAGCAACCGCCACAAAACAAAACUGGGAUUUAUCUAACAUGAUCUUGGCAAACGCCUUCUGCCUCUUCUUCUUUUUAGACGAAACCCUCCGCUCUUUGGCCAGCCCUUCCUCCCCGCAGGGCCCCGAGCUCCACGGCUGGCGCCCCCCAGUGGACUGUGUCCGGGCCAAUGAGCUGUGCGCUGCGGAAUCCAACUGCAGUUCCCGCUACCGCACACUUCGACAGUGUCUGGCGGGCCGAGAUCGGAACACCAUGCUGGCCAACAAGGAGUGCCAGGCCGCCCUGGAGGUCUUGCAGGAGAGCCCGCUGUACGACUGCCGCUGCAAGCGAGGCAUGAAGAAGGAGCUACAGUGUCUGCAGAUCUACUGGAGUAUCCACCUGGGGCUGACGGAGGGUGAGGAGUUUUAUGAAGCUUCACCUUACGAGCCAGUGACCUCACGCCUCUCCGACAUCUUCAGGCUUGCCUCCAUCUUCUCAGGGACAGGGGUAGACCCGGUGGUCAGUGCCAAGAGUAACCACUGCCUGGAUGCCGCCAAGGCCUGCAACUUGAACGACAACUGCAAGAAACUGCGUUCGUCCUACAUCUCCAUCUGCAACCGAGAGAUCAUGCCCACCGAGCGCUGCAACCGCCGCAAGUGCCACAAGGCCUUGCGCCAGUUCUUCGACCGGGUGCCCAGCGAGUACACCUACCGCAUGCUCUUCUGCUCCUGCCAGGACCAGGCCUGUGCUGAGCGCCGCCGGCAGACCAUCCUGCCCAGCUGCUCCUACGAGGACAAGGAGAAGCCCAACUGCCUGGACCUGCGCAGCCUCUGCCGCACUGACCACCUGUGCCGGUCCCGACUGGCAGACUUCCAUGCCAACUGUCGAGCCUCCUACCGAACACUGACUGGCUGCCCUGAGGACAACUACCAGGCGUGUCUGGGAUCCUAUGCUGGCAUGAUCGGGUUUGAUAUGACUCCCAACUAUGUGGACUCGAGCCCCACCAGCAUCGUGGUGUCCCCUUGGUGCAGUUGUCGGGGCAGCGGAAACAUGGAGGAGGAGUGUGAGAAGUUCCUAAGGGAUUUCACUGAGAAUCCGUGCCUCCGGAAUGCCAUCCAGGCCUUUGGCAAUGGCACAGAUGUGAAUGUGUCCCCCAAAAGCCCCUCAUCACAGGCCACCCAGACCCCUCGGGUGGAGAAGACUCCUUCUUUGCCAGAUGACCUCAGUGACAGCACCAGCCUGGGGACCAGUGUCAUCACCACUUGCACAUCUGUCCAGGAGCAAGGGCUGAAGGUCAACAACUCCAAAGAGUUGAGCAUGUGCUUCACAGAGCUCACUACAAACAUCAUGCCGGGGAGUAAAAAGGUGGUCAAACCUAACUCAGGCCCCAGCAGAGCCAGACCAUCGGCUGCCUUGACUGCACUCCUCCUCCUGAUGCUGACAUUGGCCUUGUAGGCCGGGGGAACCACGGCACAAGAUUUCUACGCUCUCCACAGACGAGAACUCCCGCCUAACAACAUGGAAACAAACCCACACCUCCCCACACAACCCCCUUUGCAAAAAAAGAAAAAAAAAAAAGAAAAAAGAAAAAAGGAAAAAAAAAAAGUUCUUUUUCCCACCUUGUCUCUGAAUCUGUCUCCUCCCAGCUUUCUUCUCUGGAGAAGUUUUUCUAAACCAAACAGACAAGAUGGUGGGCAGCCUGAGAGCCAGCCCUGAGGUCCCCUGGCCAGGGACACCCAGUGCUGAUGAGAGCACAAGGCUGUGGAAAUUCCCUUCAUGUCGUCUGGUUCUUUUUUCUCUCUGGACCCUUCUGAUAUAAGAGGCCCAGACCAGCCCCCUGCUAGGGUGGGACUUGCACCGUGCCCAGUGUAGGCUGGGUACGGGAAAACCGCAGCUGCCAUGGAGCCGCCCACCCUCAGGGCCUGUUGGGGGUCUAGCAGAGGGCAUUGAUCACCUUGGAAGCAGGGCCAACCAGGCCAUGCCAGCCUUUCCUCUUGGCUUCCAAGAUGAUAAUUUAGCCUCCCCUCUGCCCUCAGGUGUCUGGGUGGGUCUGUGUCUGGUGUGGGAGAUCCCACACCUGGGCUGGGCCCCUGGACCAGACUAUAGGGUGAUGGGGGCUGGGACAGCUCCAGGAGGAGCCCAUCUGGGAGAAUUCCUACAGGGAGGACGCAAGCCGUGGAUGCUGUGUGUCUCUCUUCCUGAUGGCAGGAAUUUUGAAGUCAAAGAGAAGUGAUGAUCUGUGGGCUUUUCUUUUGUUUAUUGUGGGUCCAUUUGGCGGGUCUCCCUUUGGGCAGAAGGGACCAUUGAAGGGGUGGAGGAGACCACAGCUGGAUGUGUGGCAACCACCUUCUCUGAUCUCGCAGAGCUCAGUUCUCUCUCCUCUCCUUUCUUCAUCUCCACUUUCUCUUUCCUCAUUUCCAAGACAAUGUCAACUGUCUGUCUGUACAUAUGGAACUCCUUUCUCAAUGUAUGUGUAUAUACACAUCCAUAUACAUAUAUCCUGUGCUUUUUCUCUUUCCUUUUUUUAAGAAACAAAACUAUGGAAAUAAUACCCUACAGAUGAGCGGAGAUGUAUUAUUGUAAAGUUUAUUUUUUUUAAUAAUGUUGUCUAUAAUGGGAACAAAGGAAACGGACUCCCAUGAGCCCUGCACCGGUUGGGAUGACAGCUGUGGCCAAGGACUGAUCCACAGUCACGCUUAACCAGGCUCGAAUAAACGUACUAGGAAGAGACUUGC
Molecule: messenger RNA, 2840 nt
Organism: Dipodomys ordii (Ord's kangaroo rat)
Lineage: Eukaryota; Metazoa; Chordata; Mammalia; Rodentia; Heteromyidae
Gene: Gfra2
Product: GDNF family receptor alpha 2
Exons: 9
Coding region: 166-1560 (464 amino acids)
Biological process (GO): nervous system development
Cellular component (GO): external side of plasma membrane; signaling receptor complex
Molecular function (GO): signaling receptor activity
Source: RefSeq, a predicted model, not a curated record